Messenger RNA from Pochonia chlamydosporia 170, 1404 nucleotides. RefSeq names its product C6 transcription factor. Lineage: Eukaryota; Fungi; Ascomycota; Sordariomycetes; Hypocreales; Clavicipitaceae. The record is from RefSeq and is a predicted model, not a curated record. Bases 1 to 1404 code for a protein of 467 amino acids. The transcript has a single exon.
AUGUCUUUCCAGUAUCCCAUCAGUCCGAUAUCGAGUGACGACUCAUUAUCUCCGGCUUCAACAACCAGUCGGAAUUCCCGCCGCUCACUCAUCUCCAUGGCCAACAACCUAAAACCAACUCGACAGAAGCUAGGCAAAUACUUCACAAAGUCGAGAUAUUCUGCUCCCGCGGGCGAGUUCAAGGAUUGGAGUGCAAAUGAUAUGAGCUCGGUCAUCAAGACGGCCAGCUUGCAGAUGGGAAGCUGGGGCAACCCCGAGGUCCCGAUAUCACCAGUCAUCCAGGACACGAGAUACAAGCCUUCGCUCGUCACAAUAGACCAUGAACUGAGAUACGAACCUAAACACGAACAGAAGUUUGAGCUUCAUUAUGUGCCUGAGCCAUUCAUUUUUGAUUCAUUUCUUGCACCUCCUCGGGAAGCGCCGCCUCCUCCGCCUCAGCAUACUCCUCCACCUCCUCCCCCGAUGUUUCAACCAGAACGACUUUCUUCACCUCCCAUGCCUAAACCUGAACGCAUUCCGCCACCUCCUCCGAUUCCGCAAUUUGAAUUGCCGGCAGAAAUACCCUCGACCAUGGAACCGCCACAGCAUCGUAUACGACGAGCACCCUCUGCGACAAGACCAAGACCGGUAUCCGGCGUCAGAAGACGAGCCAAGACUCCUGUCCACAAGAUUGGACAACUGGAGAUGGCUGCCGCCAAAAAGAGACAAGAAACCAUCAUCAAUAGACAAUCAAGCGUUCGCACCAUUGCACGACAAUAUCGUGCGUUAAUCGAGGAGACGGACAUUCCGGAGGUUCCUCCCAUCCCUGUCGUCCAUCGAAAGCCUCUACCUGCCACCGCCAGCCCACACUUACACGAAUUCGACAACAAUUACGGCUUUAUUCCUCGCCAGUCCAUCAGUGAGCCGCGCGGCGCGGGUCUCCUCGAGGAACCAAGACCUCGAUACGAACUUGCUCCAUCACCGUCGCCAGUAUCAGACACCGACACACUAGUGUCAUUGCCCGACGAGUCCAUGUACGUGAAGCCAUUGGAGUUUUCAUCACCGCCAACACCGCCCUCUGAGGAGGACGACUGGGAAGACGACGACUACAUUAAAUCACCCGAUACAGAAGCCCUUCGGUUCCAAAUUGGAUUCGAGAUGCUCACCCGCGAGUUAUCAACGGCGUUUGCGGACCAUUCGUCUCGUGCGGGGAGAGACGCUUCUGGGCUUCAGAUCUGGGUUAUGAUUGAGGCAUAUGAGCGGCUGAGAGAUCAGAUUUCUGCCAUGGAGACGCGGGAUCCGGAGCUGCAGAAUGCGAGGGCAAUGUUUGAUUCGUGGCUAGGUGCGUUGCGGUCCAUUCAGAGGUCGAUUGCGGAUGAGGGCGCUGAGAGUGAAAGCGAGUAUGGAGACGAGGAAGGUCGAUAG